Molecule: messenger RNA, 1032 nt
Organism: Balearica regulorum gibbericeps (East African grey crowned-crane)
Lineage: Eukaryota; Metazoa; Chordata; Aves; Gruiformes; Gruidae
Source: RefSeq, a predicted model, not a curated record
CCCCAGGGCCACCAGGGCACGUGUCCCCAGGAGAGCGUGUACUGCGAGAACAAGUGCGGGGCCCGCAUGAUGCGGCGCCUGCUGUCCCAGCACACCCUGGCCGAGUGCCCCAAGCGCACCCAGCCCUGCACCUACUGCGCCAAGGAGUUCGUCUUCGACACCAUCCAGAACCAACAGUACCAGUGUCCCCGGUACCCCGUGCCCUGCCCCAACCAGUGCGGGACGCCCAGCAUCGCCCGGGAGGAUGUGCCCACCCACCUCAAGGAGAGCUGCAACACUGCCAUGCUGCUGUGCCCCUUCAAGGACGCUGGCUGCAAGCACCGGUGCCCCAAGCUGGCCAUGGGCCGUCACCUGGAGGAGAGCACCAAGACACAUCUGGGUAUGGUGUGUGCCCUGGUGAGCCGGCAGCGGCAGGAGAUCCUGGAGCUGCGGCGGGAUGUGGAGGAGCUGUCGGUGAGCAGCGACGGGACCCUCAUCUGGAAGAUCGCUGACUACGCCCGCAAGCUGCAGGAGGCCAAAGCCCGAAGCAACUACGAGUUCUUCAGCCCCCCUUUCUACACCCACAAGUACGGCUACAAGCUCCAGGUCUCGGCUUUCCUCAACGGCAGCGGGAGCGGGGAGAGCAGCCCCCUCUCCGUCUACAUCCGCGUGCUGCCGGGCGAGUACGACAACCUGCUGGAGUGGCCCUUCUCCUACCGCGUCACCUUCUCCUUGCUGGACCAGAGCGACCCUUCGCUCUCCAAGCCCCAGCACAUCACCGAGACCUUCCACCCCGAUCCCAACUGGAAAAACUUCCAGAAGCCAGGAGCCUCGCGCAGCUCCCUGGACGAGAGCACCCUGGGCUUCGGCUACCCCAAGUUCAUCUCCCAUGAGGACAUCAAGAAGCGGAACUACGUGCGGGACAACGCCAUCUUCAUCAAAGCCUCUGUGGAGAUCCCCCAGAAGAUCCUGGCCUGAGCCCCGGUGCCCCGGGGGGGGACAGGAUGUGAGCCGGGUGCCCGCCCAGGGGUGCCCCAGGUGGUGCUGAGCCCC